This is a messenger RNA of Hemicordylus capensis (graceful crag lizard), 3142 nucleotides long. It is a transcript of the gene RAD51D, whose product is annotated as RAD51 paralog D. The transcript is spliced from 12 exons. Bases 970 to 1947 code for a protein of 325 amino acids. Gene Ontology annotation, molecular function: four-way junction DNA binding; ATP hydrolysis activity; single-stranded DNA binding. The record is from RefSeq and is a predicted model, not a curated record. Gene Ontology annotation, biological process: telomere maintenance; DNA strand invasion; double-strand break repair via homologous recombination. Lineage: Eukaryota; Metazoa; Chordata; Lepidosauria; Squamata; Cordylidae. Gene Ontology annotation, cellular component: centrosome; Rad51B-Rad51C-Rad51D-XRCC2 complex; replication fork.
UAACACUGUUCUAGCUGCAAAAGUUCUCUGAACAAAAGGCUGCUUUUGUUCUCUUUUUCUUUUUUCUCUCUCUCUUCAACUACUUGAGUUGGAAAAGAGGAAAGAAAAUGGAGUUUUGAAGGAAUGCAUAUGGGAAUUGCAGACAAAAGAAAAAAAAAACUAGAAGGAAACACGUAAAAGGAUUUGGUUGGAGGUUGUUAACAACAACAAAAAGAAAAAUGCUUGAAAAGCACCACCAGCAGGUGGAGGUUCGGCACGGGAAGAGCGAGGCUUGCCCCUCUAGGAACCAAGCAGGAAAUAGAGAGCUGCUGGGGACAGACGCACACGCAGAAGUUUUGCAUGCAUGGGAAAAAUCAGGCGUGGGUCUGCAAAGAGGAUUCGCUCUGGAGUCAGUCUGGCUUCUGUGUUGUCCGGAUGUUACCUGGGAGGCCCAGUUACCACAAACCAAAACAAACAAGGAUGAUUGAAGGAAGCAAUAAUCAUCAUUUAUUGAAAAACCAGCGCUGGUGGCCCCUCCCUGAGCUUAACAGCUAGUCAGAGAGUCGCGUGCAGCUGCCUGGGUCACAAGUUUUUAUAAUUUGGCAUUACUACACAAUUAGGCGUCAACGUUCAGCCCCAAAGAACCAAUCAGUUCAUUACAUUCGUACAUAUGCUUGCAUAGAGGCUGGACUUUGCGCUCUAAGUUUCUAAGUUUCUAUUUCACAGCAGAGAGAUAAUUAAUUAAUAGGAGAAGCCUUCACAUUCCUAGAACAAUGCAGUUACUAUUCAGGGGAGCCUAUCUCUCCCCGCUGCUGCAAACCCCCACUUGUUCUGCUCUGGGCAGAUAGCUGACCCAACACUUUCGUUUGGUCUGUACUUUUCCAUCCCACAGAGGCACUGAUUUGCAAACACACUUUCUACAAAGCAAUUACAAAGCAGCUUUCUGAAAAGGCAUUUUCCAUUCCACACGGACCUAGCUCAGACGUCGCCAUGAUUCUCCACGCCGGGCUGUGCCCAGGCCUCACGGCUGAGAUGGCCCGGCUUCUGAAGGCCAACGGCAUCAGAACAGUGGUGGAUCUCGUCUCGUCAGAUCUGGAGGAAACUGCCCAGAAAUGUUCCUUGUCUUAUAAGGCCUUGGUUGCGAUCCGGCGGGUGUUGCUGGCGCAGUUUUCCGCCUUCCCGGUCAACGGGGCAGAACUCUACGAAGAGCUGAAGAGCGCAACGGCUAUCUUGUCUACUGGGAGCAAAAGUGUGGACAAGCUUCUGGACUCCGGUUUAUACACGGGGGAAAUGACAGAGUUCGUGGGAGCGUCCGGCAGUGGCAAAACCCAGGUGUGCCUCAAAAUUGCAGCAACGGUGUCUCAAAGUCUGAGGCAGGGUGUCCUCUAUCUCGAUUCCAUGGGAGGGUUCACGGCUUCCCGCUUACUCCAGAUGCUGCAGGGCGGGACGGAGAAGGAAGAGGAGCAGGCGGCGGCGCUUCAGAGGAUACAAGUCGUCUGUGCAUUUGAUGCCUAUACAAUGUUGGAUGCCUUGCAGGACGUCAGGAGCAGCAUGGCCCAGCAGGUCAUAAGUGCAUCUGGGCCAGUGAGGGUCGUGGUGGUCGAUUCGAUCUCGGCAGUCAUUUCUCCUCUCCUGGGGAGCCGUCAUCCAGAUGGCAUGGCGCUCAUUAUGCACCUGGCCCGGGAGCUGAAUAUGCUAGCCAAGGAGUUUGGAAUGGCUGUCGUGGUGACCAACCAUGUAACCAGAGAUGCCAGCAAUGGUCUCUUCAAGCCAGCGCUGGGACGCUCCUGGAGUUUUGUGCCCAGCACCCGGGUGCUGUUAGAGCGCCGCGAGGAGCUGCACCCAGGAAAAGCCAGUGCCUGUCGGAUGGCGUCCUUGCUAAAAUCCCCCCGGCUGGUGAGAACGCCUGACGAUUGUCCCCUGGGUCCCCAGAGGCAGGCUGAGCAGAGAGGCCGCGUGACAGAGUAGCCAGUUCAGCCUGGAGAGGAGGCGGUUCAGGCGAGAGCCCGUUGGGAUCCAGGUGGAUCUGGACCUGGGGAAUUGGGAGCCUGAGGAAGACGCUCAGAGGGCAUCUGGAGAGGGGCCGUGACGGAAGAUGCUCGCAGGCCUAGAGGUUCCCUGCCCACCGGCUGGCUCUCCUGCAAAGUGCGGGCCCCAAAGCCGAGAGGAGAGACCGUCUUUCAGAAGAGGAGCCUAGGGGAGAUUCCCACUUGCUUUCGUGGCUCACUGGCGGCGCCCCGAUGGACAGCAAUCUGGCACACUGGUAGACUGCAACUGGCCGCCAAAGUGAGGUUUUCUUUUAAGUUGCCUCCAUUUAGACACAGCUUUGGGAAGUCUCUCUUCACAACACCACCAACAAAACACCUAAGUCUAAUGGGGGCAAUUCUCAGGGGUAAUUCUCUUGAACUCCUUGCCCAAACUGGUCUGAACGGAAACCAUUUUCCCAGAGCUGUCUUAGGCCUGGUUAGGACAAGCAGCAGAUGAGAUGGUAGAUCUGUCUGGACUGUACCAUUUCAGACUAUAGGAAAUCUCUGGACUGUACCAUUUCAGACUACAGGUAUAUCUGUCUGGACUGUACCAUUUCAGACUGCCACUAGAUCUAUCUAGACUGUACCAUUUCAGACUGCCGCUAGAUCUGUCUGGACUGUACCAUUUCAGACUAUAGGCAGGAGGAUAGCAUAAAUAUUCCUCUGUAACAAAAAAAGAGGGUGGGGGAACCACCUGCAAACAACAAGCUAAGCAAACUAAUCCAGCUAGAAUCUUUGUUCCUGGCAUGCUAGUUUUCUGGUUGUGGGGAUUUUAAUUCUUCAGAGGGGAAGCAUUCAGUCCUGUGAGUAUUCCACCUGCUGCAAUCUAAAACAGUGUGGUUCAGACACAGGUUAGCAGCUGCUGAGGGGGGUGAAUGGGACCCACCGUGCAAGGGACAGAUUAGGUUUCGGGCUCCUCUGUUGCAGCUUAGGCAGCUUGAAUGGAAGAAAGCCCUUUCUCUCUUUCUCAGGGAUAUCAGUUCACCUACUGGGCAGCCGGAACCUCCUUGCGGAGAGAUGGAGUUACUGGAGUGGUUUGCAGUCCCAUGCGAAGAUGGGGUCGGCUCUGUUAUUGGAGCGUGCAAAGCCGUCUCAGCUGUAUAGAGACUUAUUCAAUAAAUGGAUUCCCCCCCCCC